AUAAGAUCUCGCGAGAUCUUCCUUCUUCCGUUUGGCUUCGAUACAUAGCAGACGAUAUUUUUUUGCUCCAAUUCCGAUCACCUGUAAUCCUUCGGAUUUGUACUUUGUUCUCCAUAUAUUGGUCACAUAUCGUGUGGAGAAUUGUUUUAGGACAUGAGUAGUCCUGAUGGUAGCCCCGAAAGGGCAAGUUUAGGCCAAGAUGGCAUUUCUGUCGAGACAGAUAAAACAUGCGGCCAUGAUGGCGAACCCAGAAAAUCGUGGGGUGGUUACAGUAUACCAAAGAAAACUAAAAGCAAAGACUCUAUGAGAACUUAUAUGAAAGAUCGUUAUGACGACGACAGUGCUUCGUCAGACCCUUACGAAGACGAUAGUUCUGAAGAAGAGGGCGAAAUUGACGAUUUUACGUACAAGUCGCCAUUAUCACGCACCCGGGAGCCCAAAGAGGCCGAUUCGGAUGAUGAACUGGACGCUAAGCGUUUUGAUCCGCUCAAUGAUGAGACGGAAUAUUUGUUGGACAAAAGCAAGGCAAAGUAUGCUAAGAAGUAUUUCAAACUUCAUUUGACAGAGGAGAAGAUCCGCUCCUGUAUUUUAGAAGACGCGCCCAUACCGGGUAACGAAUUUUUGAAUCCUCCGGAAAUUGACGAUUACAUUGAGGACUUAGUGGCGGAUCACAAGUCUAUGAAGUUCUUAAAAAUGCACGAUUCGUCGUUGAAAUUUGUUCAGAAACGCGUCGCUCAGUGUAUGGGACCAGUAUCUCGCAUAUGGGAAGAAUUAGACAAAGCUCACGAGGGCCACACAUCAACUAUGGAUAUUGAAGAUGUGGUCAAGUUGCUGGAAAAGACUAUUCUUAUGAUUGGCCAGGUGAACGUGGCGUGUCUUUACGAGCGGAGAAUAAAUUUCCUCGCCAAGAUUCUCAAGAGUACAAAGAAAGCGAAAAGCAUGUUACGCGACAACGAGGCAAAACUUCAGGACGACACUGUACUAUUUGGGAACGAUUUUUAUGCUACCCUGUACCGGAAGUCAAAAGACAGAAAGCGAGCCCGAGAGAUGUCAAGGGAUAUCGCCAGGCCUGUAACCAAGAAACCUAGGCUGACUCAGACUGUCGACCAGCCCUUUCGUCAGGGACCCUCUGGUGAGCAGAAAAGAACCAGGGGGUCGAACUUCAGAGGCAGAGGUGGCAUUACAAAGAAGCAAAGAGCGCCAUAUCCAGGCAGCAAGAAGUGAAAAGGCAGCUUGACUCUGAAACUCUGUUACCUUGACAACAAAAUUAAAAAAAAAAAAAAAAAAAGUUGUUAUUUUUUCAAUCAAAUGUCACUUUACACACAGCAAUGAAAUUAGAAUUUUAUGAGUAUUGAAAAAAAAAAAAAAAAAAAAAAUCUAUAUAUACAUAUCUCCGCCAAACUUAAGAAGGAAGAUCUCGCGAGAUCUUAUUCUUUAAAUAGGCUGGGAUUACCGGAAGCCAGGGAGAAUACAUUGUUAUACCUUACUUCAGUUUUAUUCAUAAAAUUUUAAUUUCAUUGCAUGCGCUAAAGCGCACUUAUAAAAUUUU
Messenger RNA from Magallana angulata, 1549 nucleotides. RefSeq lists its product as uncharacterized. The coding region runs from base 154 to 1224 and encodes 356 amino acids. The record is from RefSeq and is a predicted model, not a curated record. Lineage: Eukaryota; Metazoa; Mollusca; Bivalvia; Ostreida; Ostreidae. The transcript has 2 exons.